Molecule: messenger RNA, 4319 nt
Organism: Condylura cristata (star-nosed mole)
Lineage: Eukaryota; Metazoa; Chordata; Mammalia; Eulipotyphla; Talpidae
Gene: KIF27
Product: kinesin family member 27
Exons: 18
Coding region: 162-4319 (1385 amino acids)
Biological process (GO): microtubule-based movement; mitotic spindle organization
Molecular function (GO): microtubule motor activity; ATP binding; microtubule binding
Source: RefSeq, a predicted model, not a curated record
CUGCGGCGCGGCGGAGCCCAGCCAAAUAGUCCUGUGCUGCGCUCGCCGCCGGAGACCCGGGCUUUCUCUAGCCGGAGUCCAGAUCAUACAUAAAAUGGAUGUUUCUCACACUAGAUACUGAAUAUUAAGUAGAAAAUCUAUUUAGUAAAAUCUAAUCUACCAUGGAAGAAAUACCAGUAAAAGUUGCUGUAAGAAUUAGACCACUGCUGUGCAAAGAAGUUCUUCAUAAUCAUCAAACUUGUGUGAGAGCUAUUCCAAACACCCAACAAAUUAUCAUUGGGAGAGAUAGAGUUUUUACCUUCGAUUUUGUUUUUGGCAAAAAUUCCACUCAAGAUGAAGUUUAUAACACAUGUAUAAAGCCGCUAGUAUUAUCACUCAUUGAGGGCUAUAAUGCAACUGUUUUUGCCUAUGGACAAACUGGAUCUGGGAAGACAUACACCAUUGGAGGAGGCCAUGUUGCUUCAGUUGUGGAGGGUCAAAAGGGUAUCAUUCCUCGAGCUAUCCAAGAAAUAUUUCAAAAUAUCUGUGAAAAUCCUGGCAUUGACUUUAAUAUAAAAGUGUCUUAUAUAGAAGUAUACAAGGAAGAGUUAAGAGAUCUUCUAGAACUGGAGACAUCUGUGAAGGAUCUUCAUAUCAGAGAAGAUGAAAAAGGAAACACAGUGAUUGUUGGGGCCAAGGAAUGCCAGGUGGAGAGUGCAGAUGAAGUGAUGAGUCUUCUGGAGAUGGGGAAUGCAGCCAGGCACACAGGUACCACCCAGAUGAACGAGCACUCCAGUAGAUCACACGCUAUUUUUACCAUCAGCAUUUGUCAAGUUGAAAAAAAUAUAGAUGCAGUGGAAGAUGGAGACUGGUAUUCGCAUCGGCAUAUUGUCUCAAAGUUCCACUUUGUGGAUUUGGCUGGAUCAGAAAGAGUAACGAAAACAGGGAAUACUGGUGAACGGUUUAAGGAAUCCAUUCAAAUCAACAGUGGGCUGCUGGCUUUAGGAAACGUGAUAAGCGCUCUAGGGGAUCCACGCAAGAAGAGUUCACAUAUUCCUUACAGGGAUGCUAAAAUCACCCGCCUUCUGAAAGAUUCCCUGGGAGGCAGUGCCAAGACUGUCAUGAUCACUUGUGUCAGCCCAUCCUCCUCAGAUUUCGACGAGUCCUUAAAUUCUCUUAAAUACGCUAACAGAGCACGCAACAUUAGAAACAAACCUAUCUUAAACUUCAGCCCUGAGUCAGACCGCAUGGACGAAAUGGAAUUUGAGAUUAAGUUGCUUCGAGAAGCUUUGCAGAGCCAGCAGGCUAGUAUCAGCCAAACUAGCCAAACCCGAGAGAGUACUCCCGAUAAAAGUAAAAUCCAUUCUCUUGAGGAACAGGUGGCUCAGCUACAAGGAGAAUGUCUGGGUUACCAAAACUGUUUAGAGGAAGCCUUUACCUUUCUAGUGGAGUUGAAAGAUGCUGUCAGACUGACCCAGAAACAGCAACACAAGCUGCAGGAGUGGUUUAACAUGACACAGGAGGUCCGGAAGGCAAUUCUCACCUCAUUCAGAGGCGGCAGAGGCUCUCUUAACCUGGAAGAAGGACCACAGGACAUUACAGUUCUCCAUCUUAAGCGAGAGCUUAAGAAAUGCCAGUGUGCUCUUGCUGCUGAUGAAGUAGUAUUUAAUCAGAAGGAACUGGAGGUGAAGGAACUAAAGAAUCAAGUACAAGCCAUGGUACAGGAAAACAAAGGACAUGUUAUAUCCUUGAAAGAAGCACAGAAAGUGAAUAAGUUGCAGAAUGAAAAAAUAAUAGAACAACAACUUCUUGUGGAUCAACUGAGUGAAGAACUAACAAAAGCUAACCUGUCAAUGACAUCUUCAGCUAAGGAAAUUUGUGGAGAUGGGCCAGAUGUCAGGACCCAUGAAAUGAGACCAUAUACUGUACCAUUUGAUAAUCGUUUGGGGCGUUGUAUUUACAUCCCAGCAAGAUCAGAUUCCAGGAAGGUCUACACAAGCCCUUCUAUGUGCUCCCUGGACCGAGUAGUUGCCGAAUUUCGAUCCCGAAGUCAGAUGCUGCUGGGCCAUAUAGAAGAACAAGAUGAAGUCCUCCACACUCAGUUUUCUGAUAAUAGUGAUGAUGAAGAAUCAGAUGGCCAAGAGAAAUCUGAAAUUAAAUGUAGAAGUCAUUCAUGGAUUAAAAAGCCAAGCUCUGUUUGUUCUCUUGUUGAACUGAAUAAUAUUCAGGAUCAAACACAGAAGUCAAAUUUGGGGAAUGAAGACUUAAAGAUUGAAUGUCUCCAAGAGAGUCAAGACUUGAAUUUGCAAAAAUUAAGAAAUUCAGAGCUGAUACUUACUGAAGCUAAACAAAAAAUGAGAGAACUUACAAUUAAUAUCAAGAUGAAGGAAGAUCUGAUUAAAGAAUUAAUAAAAACAGGUAAGGAUGCCAAAUCUGUAAGCAAACAGUAUUCUCUGAAAGUAACAAAACUUGAACAUGAAGCAGAACAGGCGAGAGUGGAAUUAUCUGAAACACAAAAGCAGCUACAGGAAUUGGAAAACAAACAUCUUUCUGAUAUUGCUUUGAAAGUAAAAUUACAGAAGGAGUUCCGUAAAAAGAUGGAUGCUGCAAAGCUUAGAGUCCAGGUUUUACAGAAGAAGCAACAAAGUAGUAAGAAAUUGGCAUCAUUGUCCAUUCAAAAUGAGAAACGUGCUAAUGAACUAGAGCAGAAUGUAGAUCACAUGAAAUAUCAAAAGGUACAGCUGCAAAAAAGGCUUCGAGAAGAAAAUGAAAAAAGGAAGCAACUGGAUGCAGAAAUUAAGCGGGAUCAACAAAAAAUCAAAGAACUAAAGUUAAAAACAGAACAGGAAGAAGAUCUAAAACUGGAGGCUGAGGACUUGGAUGCAGUUAAGAAGUUGGAUGAGCAAAAGAAAUGGUUAGAUGAAGAAGUAGAGAAAGUUCUGAACCAACGCCAAGAAUUAGAGGAACUCCAAGAAGACUUAAAGAAACGGGAGGCUAUACUUUCUAAGAAGGAGGCUCUGUUACAAGAGAAGAACCACCUGGAAGAUAAGAAGCUGCGAUCUAGUCAGGCUUUAAACACAGAUAUUUUGAAAAUAUCAACUCGCCUGAGCUUGCUGGACCAAGAGUUAUCUGAAAAGAAUGUACAGCUUCAAAACAGCACAGCUGAGGAGAAAAUAAAGAUCUCAGAGCAAGUUCAAGCCCUCCAGAAAGAAAAGGAACAGCUACAGAGACAAAGAAACAGUGUGGAUGAGAAACUUAAAAAUGGUAGCGUGUUAUCACCUGAAGAAGAACAUGCUCUUUUCCAACUUGAAGAAGGAAUUGAAGCUUUGGAAGCUGCGAUUGAAUACAAAAAUGAAAGUAUCAACAGUCGCCAGUGCUCACUUAGAGCUUCAUUACAAAACCUCUCUCAUAGUGAAGCAAAUGUCUUGGAAAAACUCACAUGCCUGAGUCCUGUUGAGAUUAGAGCUAUUCUUUUCAGAUAUUUUAAUAAGGUAGUUAAUUUGCGAGAAGCUGAACGGAAACUGCAACUACAGAAUGAAGACAUUAAAAUGAAGGUACUGGAACAGAAUAAUAUAGUUCGUGAGUUGGAGUCUUCACUGGAACAUCUGAAAUUGCAAUGUGACCGGAGACUGACCCUCCAGCAAAAGGAACAUGAGCAAAAAAUGCAGCUUCUGUUACAUCAGUUCAAAGAGCAAGAUGGGGAAGGCAUUAUGGAAACUUUGAAAACAUACGAAGAUAAAAUCCAGCAGCUGGAGAAAGAUCUUUAUUUCUAUAAGAAAACCAGCAGAGAUCUUAAGAAGAAACUUAAGGAACUUGUAGGGGAAACAAUUCGGAGGCAGCUAGUACCAUCUGAAUAUCAUGAUGCUGGAGAUGGAAUCUUGAACAUAGAAGAAGCAGGCCUGGUUUCAGAAGAAUUAAAAUGGGCAUCCAGGACUGGAAGUAUGAAAUUAUGUGGAAAGGAGAGAGAAUUAGACAGUUCAGCAAGCUGCUUAAGAACACAACCAAAUCCUCAGAAACUCUGUGAAGAUGGACCAGAAAUAUCUCCAAGUUAUAGCGUCUUAGCACCCACUAGUGGCCAUUUGUUAAACAAUGAGGAUAAAACAGAAAUACAUGAAAGUCAAUUUAUAAAAUCUCAUAGUCGCCCACCAGUCCAAAUCCAGCCAGUGGGAAAUGUGGGGCAGCUUCAUGGUGUCACACCUGUAAAGUUGUGUCGCAAAGAAUUACGUCAGAUUUCUGCCUUGGAAUUAUCAUUACGUCGCUCCAGUCUUGGAGUUGGGGUUGGAUCUGUGACUGCUGAUUCCAUUGAAGUAGCCAAGAAACUAAGUGACUUGAAAACUUAA